AUGGAGUACUUCGACUUUGAAGGUGCCUCAUCGGCUCACGAAUCCAAUCACCCAAGCGACGAUGUUGCUUCAGUUGAUCUAGAAUUUGAAGAAGCCGGAGAACGGGACGCCAAUUUCAACUCAAUAAUCCAAGAUCAGCCAUUGGAUUUUGUUCAUGACCCGCUUGUCCCGGAGACGGCCGAACAAGACUUACCUGAUGCCGUUGGUCCCGAACAGGACACCGGAGUCUACCCCAUGUUCCGCGCCGAACAGGCCUGUGACUUUUGUCGACGAAUGGGCCUUGACUGUUUUGUUGCCAAGCGUGGUGUGAUGCAUCAGAACGGAUGCACCUGUUGUAUCUCUCUUUACCGUGAAUGCAGCUUCACUCAUGCCAAAGUCCCCGGAAAGUUCCUUCAGACAUUGCACCCAGUGCCGGAGACUGUUUAUAUUCCAACGGGUGGCUUAAUUGGCAAGAGAGCACUCAAAUCGGUUUCCUAUGGUGGAUUUGGGGAUGAUUCAGAUUCACGUUCUCGCAAGAACAGCAGCACCACUCGAUUUUCGCGCAAGGCUCUCAAUGUUCUCAAGGGUUGGCUGCGCGAUAACAAUGAUAAUCCCUAUCCCACCGAAACCGAGAAAGAUGAUCUGAAGAACAACACCGGCCUGACAAGAACACAAAUCACCAAUUGGCUCGCGAAUGCUCGAAGACGCGGCAAGGUUCGCCCUUCUGCUGCCACUGACACUGGAGUUCCAGGCGCCAUAAACAUCCCCGGUCAAAACCCAACGGACAUAUCGCUCAUGACUCCCAUUGAACGUUGGAAGCACUCGCCACCCGAGAACGAGCCUGCUACUAUCAGUGAUAUUGCCCGUGCCCUGGCGAAUCCGCCAUUUGAUCCGUCGCGUCAACAACGCCCACCACAAUCGAGUCACGUGAGGGUCCGUCGCCCUGGAUCUACCAAUGAGUCAAGCCACGCAAGCUCAGACCACAAAAGAUAUACCGCCUCGGGAAGUAGUUUGGGUACUAGUCACUCAUCCCUGUCCGAUCUUUCCUUUGCUUCUGCAUAUUCCCAUCGAUCUUCCCUCUCAUUUGGUUCAAUGGAUCGCAAAGAACGUCGCCGUCGCCGUAAGGCAUCGGUACCUGUCAACACCUUCAAUCAUCAGAAGGCUCGAGCUGUUCGUCCAUUUCAAUGCACCUUCUGCACUGACUCCUUUGCUGCAAAGUAUGAUUGGCAACGUCAUGAAAAAUCUAUGCAUUUGAUUUUGGACAAGUGGACAUGCUCACCUCAUGGCGGUGUCACCGAGGAGAAUGGUACACUUCGAUGCGUCUUCUGCUUCGCCAUAAACCCUGACAAAGACCACUUGGAAACCCACAACUACCUCAGCUGUCAAGAAAAAUCAAUUCAAGAGAGAACUUUCUACAGGAAAGAUCAUCUCAAUCAGCACCUCCGCCUCAUGCACAAUGCCAAAUUCCAGCCCUGUAUGGAAAUUUGGCAGAGUAGCAUUACCAAUAUCAAAUCCCGCUGUGGGUUCUGUGCAUCAAUAUUGCACACGUGGAAGGACCGUGUGGACCACCUCGCUGGCCACUUCAAAAAUGGGGCCAAUAUGUCCCAAUGGCAAGGAGACUGGGGUUUCGAACCCUAUAUCCUUGAGCGUGUUGAAAACGCCAUCCCACCUUACAUGAUCGAUUAUGAGUGGCGCUCACCGAAUCCCUGGACCACCGUGCAGGCACAAGGUGACGACACUACCCCGAGGCUGAGUGUACCUCACGAUGCCAAUUGCUAUGACCGCCUCUCACACGAGCUCACUGCGUACAUCCAUCAUCAAACCACGGAGGGCUUGAUCCCCACUGAUCAGAUGAUACAAGCUGAAGCCCGUCGAGUGAUUUAUGGCUGUGAUGAUCCUUGGAAUCAAACCUGCGCCGACAAUCCUGUCUGGUUAGGCAUCUUGAAGCGAGAUACUGGACUCCAAUCGGUUGUUCACGAUGACAGGAUUCAGUACUCGGAUCUUGGACUACAGCCUCCCUUCGCCGUUGAUGGAGGUCUGCGCGAUCCUCCACCAGAAACCAAUAUUUUAGCGAGGGCCGUAUGCCCUGGUGCACUUCCCAGUACGGCUGUAUCUAGUCCUGGCUUCCGCAGUCCGGCAUACCCAGGAACUGGUUUUUCUUCUGCCGGCCCCAGCGGCGCAGGAAGUCUCUCAGGCAGCUAUGUUGGUAGCGCAGGGAUGAUAUCAGCUGGCGUCCCAGCAUUUACCUCUGAUUGGAGCAGUAGCCUUCCAGGCAACGCUUCGGCCUCUUCCGCUCCUGCAGAAGGGUCUGCUGAUCCGUUGGUGCAGAUGGGCUUCGAUCCAGAGUUCCUGCAACGAUUAAACGAUAGCUACAGUGAGCUUGCGCCGCCUGAGUUGGAUGACCACCUACCUUUGGGUGAUUUUACAGAUUAUGAAGGCAAGGGAAAACAGAAAUGGGUGGAUCUGAGCCAGCGAACCCCAGAUACCAUUGGCAUUCUCCAUUCAAAAGAGGGCGGUCCUCCUGCAUCAGAGAUUACCCAGCAGGGUAGACCUGCAUUUUAUGAUAAUGUCGAAUUUUGA
Penicillium verhagenii is the source of this 2559-nucleotide messenger RNA. RefSeq names its product putative homeobox and C2H2 transcription factor. NCBI's taxonomy places the organism in Eukaryota, Fungi, Ascomycota, Eurotiomycetes, Eurotiales, Aspergillaceae. The record is from RefSeq and is a predicted model, not a curated record. Gene Ontology annotation, molecular function: DNA binding. Gene Ontology annotation, biological process: regulation of DNA-templated transcription. The transcript has a single exon. Bases 1 to 2559 code for a protein of 852 amino acids.